CUAAAAUAUAAAUUAAAAUAAGUUAUUUAUUCAAUAACAUGAAUCAGAAAAUUGAGAAGCAAAUAAAUAGUAUUUGGAUGAAAAAGGGAUUGAAGAUUACAAAAAGAUUCUAAGGAGGAUUGACUAAUGAAAAUAGAUCAAUUGGUAUAGCUGCUGCAAGGCCAGAAGAUUAUAAUAAUUCCUUUUCUUUUUAUCUACAAAAUAUAAUGAAAGAGUAUCAUAAAAUAGAAGGAUUAAAUAAAAUAAGAACAUAAUUGGAGUAUUACCUGUUAGUGAAUAUGUUAGUAUUAAAAUUGAUCCAAGACUUGAAAGAGUUUCUAGGAGAGUAAGAGUAGCUAGAAAUGUUAUUUGAUAUAAUCUACCAUCAUUUAUGA
Molecule: messenger RNA, 374 nt
Organism: Paramecium sonneborni
Lineage: Eukaryota; Ciliophora; Oligohymenophorea; Peniculida; Parameciidae
Source: the annotation of a GenBank genome assembly